This is a messenger RNA of Mizuhopecten yessoensis (Yesso scallop), 1270 nucleotides long. RefSeq lists its product as uncharacterized. Gene Ontology annotation, molecular function: zinc ion binding. The transcript is spliced from 4 exons. The coding region runs from base 1 to 1128 and encodes 375 amino acids. The record is from RefSeq and is a predicted model, not a curated record. NCBI's taxonomy places the organism in Eukaryota, Metazoa, Mollusca, Bivalvia, Pectinida, Pectinidae.
AUGGAGCAAGAAAACUUACUUGUGAGGCCUGUCUCACCUCAAGACCAUAUCUACAUCAAUCAGGUAUUUGUAAGGCUUGUCUCACCUCCCUACAUUAUCUAUAUCAAUCAGGUAUUUGUAAAGCUUGUCUCACCUCCAGACCAUAUCUACAUCAAUCAGGCAUUUGUAAGGCCUGUCUCACCUCCAGACAAUAUCUACAUCAAUCAGGUAUUUGUAAGGCCUGUCUCACCUCCAGACAAUAUCUACAUCAAUCAGGUAUUUGUAAGGCCUGUCUCACCUCCAUACAUUAUCUAUAUCAAUCAGGUAUUUGUAAGGCUUGUCUCACCUCCAGACCAUAUCUACAUCAAUCAGGUAUUUGUAAGGUUUGUGUCACCUCCAGACCAUAUCUACAUCAAUCAGGUAUUUGUGAGGCCUGUCUCACCUCCAGACCAUAUCUACAUCAAUCAGGUAUUUGUGAGGCCCCUCUCCAGACCAUAUCUACAUCAAUCAGGUAUUCGUAAGGCUUGUCUCACCUCCAGACCAUAUCUACAUCAAUCAGAGCCUUCGGUUAUCUGCAUCUCCGGUCCAAAUUCGACCUCAGCAUUGUCAAAUACAAAAAACCCAGGGACAAGUUUAACGAGCCAUGGAGAUAAAUCAAAGUUAGGUCCGACAGGGACAAGUUCAACGAACCAUGGAGAUAAAUCAAAGUUAGGUCCGGCAGGGACAAGUUCAACGAGCCAUGGAGAUAAAUCAAAGUUAGGUCCGACAGCUUAUACAGAUGUGGAACCACCUCUAAAACGGAGAAGAAUUGAAGAAAAAAAUAACACUACUAAAGAUGACAGUCAAAUCUCACGUUGCCCUGGACACAAUAAAAAGUGUUCCCUGAGAGAAGUGUUUAAGAAGGGAGAUAAUUAUGGACGCUGGUUCUUCUCCUGUUCUGUUAGAGGAAAACAGCAAUGCAAACAUUUCAAGUGGGCCGAUGAGUUGUUUCCCCUGUGUGAGGCUCACAAGAAGAGGUGUACUUUGCGGACAGUGGUGAAACAGGGACCUAACAAUGGACGUCAGUUCUUUGUGUGUGCUGUAGCCAAGAAAAGCAGCAAAGUCAAGUGUGACACUUUUAAAUGGGCUGUUGGUUUUGAUGUGAAAUGAGUAUCAGAUACUUUACAUAGUUAUAUACUUAUACUUCAAGUCACAACUUAAAUCCAUUUCAUGUGGAAAUCUUAACUCAACCUCCUGUAGAUAACUAAACUAAACUUUUAUUUGUUUCAGAAAUAAAGACAUUAAGAUGAAA